Molecule: messenger RNA, 2468 nt
Organism: Clupea harengus (Atlantic herring)
Lineage: Eukaryota; Metazoa; Chordata; Actinopteri; Clupeiformes; Clupeidae
Product: POC1 centriolar protein A
Exons: 11
Coding region: 97-1608 (503 amino acids)
Biological process (GO): cilium assembly
Cellular component (GO): ciliary basal body; centriole
Molecular function (GO): protein binding
Source: RefSeq, a predicted model, not a curated record
UCUGUAGUCGACGUGUGGGGCAACGUCUUGGUAGCUAAAUUGUCACGGACUUCGGCGUUUCUCUGUAAAAUCUCUGUUCAGUAAUCACCGCGAGUGAUGUCUGCAAUGGAUGACCCAUCACUAGAGAGGCACUUCAAAGGCCACCGAGAUACAGUUACAUCCGUUGAUUUCAACUGCAACAUGAAACAAAUAGCCACAGGGUCCGUGGAUUCAUGUUUGAUGAUCUGGAAUUUGAAGCCUCAGAUGAGAGCGUACAGAUUCGUUGGUCACAAAGACGCAGUCCUCUCCGUACAGUUUUCACCCUCAGGACACCUGGUGGCCUCUGCAUCCAGGGACAAGACCGUCCGUCUCUGGGUACCCAGUGUGAAAGGAGAGUCAACUGUAUUCCGAGCACAUACCGGCACCGUCCGCAGUGUCAGCUUCUCCAACGAUGGUCAGUCCCUCGUCACUGCUUCUGAUGACAAGACCGUCAAAGUCUGGGCUGUCCACCGGCAGAAGUUCCUCUUCUCCCUCACCCAGCACAUAAACUGGGUGCGCUGCGCAAAGUUUUCACCAGAUGGACGAUUAAUUGUAUCAGCCAGUGAUGAUAAAACUAUAAAGAUAUGGGACAAAAACAGUCGUGAAUGCAUACAUUCCUUUUAUGAACAUGGAGGUAUGGUGAACUUCGCUGACUUUCACCCAAGUGGGACCUGCAUUGCAGCAGCAAGCAAUGACAACACAGUGAAAGUGUGGGACAUUCGCACCAAUAAACUUCUUCAGCACUAUCAAGUGCACAGUGCAGCAGUGAACGGUUUGUCCUUUCACCCUAAUGGGAACUUCCUCAUCACCGCCUCCAACGAUUCUACCCUGAAGAUCCUGGACCUGGUGGAGGGGAGGCUUCUGUACACGCUGCAUGGCCAUCAGGGGCCUGCAACAUGUGUGGCCUUCUCUAAGGCUGGUGACUACUUCGCCUCCGGAGGCUCUGAUGAACAGGUGAUGCUGUGGAGGACCAACUUUGACACAGUGGAUUACGGGGAGGUAUUGCGCAAUCAGCAGCGUAAGGGCCUCAGGUGUGAGGGGGGAGUGGCACAAAAUGGAACUUCAAUGCACUCCAAAGGGCCAAUGCACUCCAGCUCUUCCAUCCAGCUUAGAUACCAGUCGAGUGACGCCUCCAAGCCGUCCAAUGGAAGGGGCUCUUCCUGUGAAUGGAGUUGUGGCAAAAACCCAAGUGGACACACCAGAACCUCUGGAGAUCCAUAUAGCCAGUCCUCCUCCAUGGACCAGCAGCAUCCAUAUACCCAGUCCUCCUCCAUGGACCAGCAGCAUCCAUAUACCCAGUCCCUCUCCGUGGAGCAGCAGCAGCAGCAGCAGCAGCAGCAGCAGCAGCAUCAGCAGCAGCAGCAGCAGCAGCAGGAGCAGGACCAACACCCUUUAGCUGCACAGGAAGAAGGGAUACCUGCUGCUCUGGCUAACACUCUGGAGCACAUAGUGGCUCAGCUUGAUGUUCUUACACAGACGGUGGCAAUCUUGGAACAGAGGCUCACUCUGACAGAGGACAAGCUGAAGGAGUGUAUUGACAACCAGCAGAAGAUCGCACUGCAACAACAACAGCAGCAGCCUGGGGUGUGAAUACUGCAUCCUUCCUUAAAGGAAGAGAGGGCACCUGGUCUAUCCCAACCCAAAUCUGUUUCCCUUGUUUCUCUUUUUCCCCCCUGUCCCUCUCACCUCCUCCUGUGUCUCCCUGUGAGCCACUGUCCUGCCCCUUUGCUCGGUCGGGAGCACAGAAGGGGGCUGUUCAGAGUUCGCCCACACCUUGUGGGCGUGAAGGAUAUUCAUUUGGAAAGCCAGUCCACCAGGGAAGGCAAACUGCUACUAGGUUUUAGGUGUGCUGUUGUCUUUGGGUAGGUUCAAGUGUCGUUGUUUUUCACUUGAAGUAUGUCAGUAGGUAAGUGAGCUGGAGGUGUACAUAAUAUUACAUGGGAAAGAAAGACAAAUAUCCACAACAUUUGGCGUUGAGAAUUUCACUGAGAAGUUGUUUUCUGCUAAGCAAGAUGUGUCAUUAGUCCCAUUGAGGACUUGGCUUACAAUGAUGCCUGGCCAGGGACAUUUAAAUAAAUGUGAACAUUGUCAACGCCCCUAUGCAAUAUCAUACACAAUGAAAACACACAUUACACAAAUUCAAUGAAUUGAAUAAAAGUGAAUAUCUUUUUUUUUUAAGUUAUUUAAAGAUGACCAUGAAGCAAAUCUAUUUGGGUGCCUUAACAUCGAUCUCUUAGAGGUGUAAUGUGCUGUGCUGUUUUGUGUUUUUGAGGUGUGUGAUAUGCCUGAACGUGUUCCUUUCUGAACUUGAUUGUGUCAUUGAACAGGAAAUUACCUAAGGCUUUAAGUCUGUAAGUAUUAAAGUUAAAUGUGUUCUGCUAUUACAAGUUGUCAGACAAAAGAUUGUUUUAGUAUGUUUAAUGAUUAAUAAACAUUGACAUGACAUUCCA